This is a messenger RNA of Dovyalis caffra, 513 nucleotides long. Lineage: Eukaryota; Viridiplantae; Streptophyta; Magnoliopsida; Malpighiales; Salicaceae. The record is from the annotation of a GenBank genome assembly.
AUGCAGCUCCGUGGACCGCUCGUCGGGCCUGAUAGGUGGUGGUAUCACACCCUUCUCAAAGGAACCGUACGUGACACUCUCGCGUCAUACGGCUCUGUCCCGGAAUCAGGACCUCCCCUUUCCUUUGACCAAGGGCCGCGGGGAGAUUUAGAUCGGGAAGUUGCGAAGGGCCGGCACCGCCUUCGAUUCUUUUCCAUGAGGGAAAGGGCCAUCUCGAUGCAGUCUACCAACGUAUCCACAGAUGUAAGAAAGAGGGCAGCCCCCUUCCAAUUCCAAAGCAAGCAACCUCUCCUCGAGGGUACCCAGGGAUCACAGUCGAGAUCUAAGGUAGGUCUUUCGCGGAAAACCUUGGGACAGGUACCCAAUUCCACUCCUAAAAGGCAAUCUAUUCUUGUAUACCAUUAUUCCAGGAACACAACAGAAAGACAACCUGAAAGAAAGACGGAUUUCAUUUCAAAACACGAUCUAAAUAAGCAAGAAAUGGAAGGAAAGAAGUCUAAGAGAGGCCCUUAA